UGUUAUAAUCGGAACUUACGAUGUCUUUGAAGAGAAGAUAAGCGAUGAAGAAGAAAAGAAAGAAAAGGAUCUCAAACUCGGCGUGUCUAACGAAGGCGAAAACCGCCACAACCGCCCGAGUCAAUAAUGACUCGUUCCGAGUCUCGCCUCGCCUCGCCAUCGCUGUUUUCUCUCUCUCUCUCUCACUUCCAAAAACUACAACAAUCUCUCUCUCUCUCUCUUCUUCGUCAAAGAAAAGAAGGAAUAGAAAUGACACAGUGUUUAUCUGGAAACUGAUCCGGGUCGGGUAUGAAUACUUCCUGGGCCGGCCCAAAACGUUCGGCCCAAAACGACAUUAGCGUUUGAGGUUUUGUUCAUCAUCAAUACUGAUACCAUGCUUCUCUUCACCGCCAUUCACCGUCCAUGUGUGUGUAACCUUUGAUUAUAAAAUUUGUAAAUAAGUUUAUAUUCAUUCAAGGUUUUGUUUUUCAUCAAUCAUCAUAGCGAAAGAAAAGUCUUGUAAUUUUCUUUUGGGCUAUCAUUAUAAUCGAUCUUUCGCUCUCCGGUCAAAUUCAGAUAUAUUUCCACGAUCCUUUAAGUCGGCGACUUAAUCAAAUUUAAAAUUCUUUCUUUUUUCUCUCUCCAAUAACGUAUUCUGAAAGUAUAUCCAAACCUUCUUUCGCAGACUUAGCGUGAUCCAUCAGGAUUUAAUUUGAUUUGCAUUGUAUUGGAAAGACAAAUGGCGAUGUUGAGAAGAUAUGUUACAGCUAGUGCUAUUGCAUUAUUUGCACUUUUGCUGUUGUUGGUUACUUGCAACCUUAACAUGGCUUUGGCCUCUUCUGGAGGCGUGAUGGGAGGGAAUUUCUUCGAUUCGGAUUCGGAGUCUUCCUCCUCAGAAUCAUACACUAGGGAUUCAGAAUCAUACAGAAUGGAGCAUCAUCCUCAUCGUUAUUAUGAUGCCCCUUCUCCUGACACCGAUGCUGCAAAGGGAAGUCACAGUGGACUCGUGCUUUUUCUGAUUUUUGCAUCGGGUAUGUUUUUGGUUGCAUUCUAUAAAGGCAGCAAUGGAAAUUCAGUUACUGUGAUCAAGCUUCAGGUUGCAAUGUUGGGUGGUGGGAUGGGGAGCCCAAUACUAAGGGAUCUAACUAGGAUUGCAGAAACUGCAGAUACAUCCUCUCGAGAUGGUUUGACCUAUCUAUUGGCAGACACAAUACAGAGUUUGGUUCGACAUCUUCGUUACUGUAUUGCUGGAUAUACAUUUAUGAAUCUAAAGCGGAGUAAAGAGGAUGGGGAGAAAUACUAUAACCAACUAUCAAAUGAAGAAAGGGACAAAUUUGAUGAAGAGACAUUAGUUAAUUUGAACAACACAGAAAAGAGAAGUAAAAAAACCCAGAGUGAUGUGUUUAGCAAUGAAUAUUCAAUGUUUGAUCAAAAGGGGAUUAAAGAGGGAACAAAAAAAAUUGAAGAAGAGAAACUUCUCAACGAGUUUGGUGACGAGUACAUAGUGAUAACAAUCUUGGUAGCUGCUAAAGGAGCACAUAAGCUUCCUAACAUCAAUGGAACGGAAGAUUUGAAGGAGGCCUUACAAAAGCUUAGAACCGUUCUCUCAAGCAAAUUAUUAGCUGGCAAGGUGUUAUGGACCCCACAAAAUGAGGAUGACACUCUUUCAAAACGAAGACUACUUGAAGACUACCCUCAGUUAGCAAAAGGCAUGGCAAACUUUCUAGUUAAGAAACGUGAAUGAUAGAAAUGGGCAAUGCUUGGUCACGUUUUGUGUUAAAUUAUUUCCCCAAUAAGUUACAUUUAUUUCUCAGGUUUUAAAAUUAAAAAAUUUCUAUAAAAUUAGUUCAGUUUCAAUAUGUUCAUAGGUGUUUUAUAUGUUAAUGUAAUUUUUUGUUACAUUUAAUUGUAGACUAAUUUAAAUGUAAUGUAAAAUAUUUUUAAAUUUAUUAUCCAAUAAUUGAUUAUUUUGUAA
Messenger RNA from Glycine soja, 1954 nucleotides. RefSeq lists its product as uncharacterized. The transcript has 8 exons. Gene Ontology annotation, cellular component: chloroplast. The record is from RefSeq and is a predicted model, not a curated record. Bases 719 to 1723 code for a protein of 334 amino acids. NCBI's taxonomy places the organism in Eukaryota, Viridiplantae, Streptophyta, Magnoliopsida, Fabales, Fabaceae.